Messenger RNA from Scedosporium apiospermum, 852 nucleotides. RefSeq lists its product as uncharacterized. Bases 1 to 852 code for a protein of 283 amino acids. NCBI's taxonomy places the organism in Eukaryota, Fungi, Ascomycota, Sordariomycetes, Microascales, Microascaceae. The transcript is spliced from 3 exons. The record is from RefSeq and is a predicted model, not a curated record.
AUGGACAGAAAAACUACCCUGGAGCAUAUCAAGAAGAAUUCUGCUCUUCUUAACGCCUUUCUUCCAGCAGAAAGAAUUAAGAGUGCCACGGACGAAUAUGACGGAAGGUACCGGAUUGAGAUCGAAAAGAGUGACGGAACUACCGAGGGCUACUCUCUUAAAAUAUCAUCUGGCCCUGACGACGACGACCGCCUCGACGUCGAGUAUGAUUCCCUGAAACAGAUCUCGGAACAGAUCUCGGACGUAGCGCCAGGAUUUGUCCCGAAACCCUUCGCGCGAGGAAAUCUGAACGAACCAGCUCCUGGACUUCGGUUUUUUGUAUACGGUGACUACGGCGAACAGAAAAACAAGCCUACAUUCAAGGAAUAUUUCUGGAAAUCACUGAAUGCGAUCCAUUCCAUCCAGGACGAAAAUGGACUGUUCGGGUAUCCGAGGCCGACAUACUUUAGAGGAGAUGCUCAAUUCGUCGAGCAAAACAGCAGAUGGGAGGACUUUUUCCGUCAAAGCAUGCUGUACGUUCUCGACCGGUGCCAAAGGACGCUCAGUGCACUACAGGCCCCUCAUGAAUGUCUCGAGAAUAUGAAUACGUUAAGGGAGCUGUCUUCUACCAAUUCUAUUUUUUCGACUUUGAUUGGCACCCCCGAAUCUGAAGGUAAAAUAAAGCCGUCGCUAGUUCACGGCAACUUGGACACGUCGACCGUGUUUUUAAAUACAGAGGAGGACCCCGACUCUGUAUCUUACACGAUUGUGAGUCCAGCGGUAUUUUACGGCCAUUGCGAGUGUAAGGUCUACCCCUCCUCCCUCGAUGGAUAUGUCGAUUCUACUACGGAAGCUUUGUGCCCUAACACUUGA